This is a messenger RNA of Melanotaenia boesemani (Boeseman's rainbowfish), 1033 nucleotides long. Its product is annotated as dynein light chain 4, axonemal. Bases 104 to 424 code for a protein of 106 amino acids. Gene Ontology annotation, biological process: microtubule-based process. The transcript is spliced from 4 exons. Gene Ontology annotation, cellular component: dynein complex. Gene Ontology annotation, molecular function: dynein intermediate chain binding; dynein light intermediate chain binding. NCBI's taxonomy places the organism in Eukaryota, Metazoa, Chordata, Actinopteri, Atheriniformes, Melanotaeniidae. The record is from RefSeq and is a predicted model, not a curated record.
UUUAAUGGACCCAUAAACCUUGUUUAAAAUGUCUCCUUAACAACCGAUCUGAGAGUCUAACAGACAGAAGUUUUCGCUGCUCAAACGCUUCGUAGGAGUCGGAAUGGCAGGGACUGGUGAGGGGAAGAAAGAAGAGGCCGAUUACAAGAGACUGCACAGCUUUCCUCUCAUCAGGCACACAGACAUGCCAGAGGAAAUGAGGGUUGAAACCAUGGAGUUGUGUGUAACAGCCUGCGAAAAAUUUGCCACCAACAAUGAGAGUGCGGCUAAGAUGAUUAAAGAGUCAAUGGACAAGAAGUUUGGCAGCUCAUGGCACGUGGUGAUCGGUGAAGGCUUCGGUUUUGAGGUCACACAUGAAGUGAAAAACCUGCUCUACAUGUUCUUUGGAGGAAGUUUGGCCGUGUGUGUGUGGAAGUGCUCGUAGCACCUCCUCACUGUGCAUCCUGCCCACCAACGUGGUCACUGGACUGGGAAUAAACACCAGCUACCAGCCAGAUGCUGGUUCCACCAUUGCUGUUGUGGCAGGUUGUUUUGUCUAUGCUACCAGCUACUGUGGCAGACAAUAAAUUUGUUGUCCAGAAGCACAUAUUAGCAAAGAAAAUAAUAUGAAAAGUCACUUUGUCUGGUAAGCAUAAAGAAAAACCAACUUGCUGUGUUGUCUGUCACUGUUUUUUUUCCUCUUUGUUUUCUUACCCUUCAUUCAACUCGUGUCCUGUCAUCAAGUGUUCAGAAUGUUUGUGAGUGUGAAUGUGCAAGCAAGUUCAACUUUUUACAAGAACUACAGCCAGCCAGGGUCUCCAAAGUCCUUUAUCCUCCUUCCUCUUCAGGGAGUGUGCAUGUGAGUGGGUGAGUUUACAUGUUUGUGUGUGCUGGACACACACUGUGUUUUGUUGUUUUGCUUAGUUUGUUUUUAAUAACCUCAUAUCGUUACUUUCCACACUAGUCUGAGCAGAUUUGUGCAACUCUUUUUUUUCUCUCUCCAAGUUAUCUGGAACUUUCAACAUAUCUUUCUCUGUUAACAGCACUAGUCUUU